Molecule: messenger RNA, 291 nt
Organism: Trypanosoma brucei brucei TREU927
Lineage: Eukaryota; Euglenozoa; Kinetoplastea; Trypanosomatida; Trypanosomatidae
Exons: 1
Coding region: 1-291 (96 amino acids)
Source: RefSeq, a predicted model, not a curated record
AUGGGAAUAUGUUCGACGUUGGCGCAAGCAGCUAUGCAGCGCUGGCGUCUAGCAAAACGAGCGGCGACUAAAUACACGUUGACAUUUACACGCUGGAAUGCACAAUCACACGUCACAUUAGCGACAAAAUGUCAGGGUAACUCACAAAAAAUGUCAUGCACAAAAUUUCCAGGCCGCCCUCCUCCGGCAAUGACAAAUCUCUUCAGCGGCCUAACAUCCGAUCGUUGCAAUAUCACCACCCAUUUCAUGAAACAAGCAUCUUCGCCAGUGUCCUUACAGACAGUAACAUAA